Prunus mume (Japanese apricot) is the source of this 768-nucleotide messenger RNA. RefSeq lists its product as uncharacterized. NCBI's taxonomy places the organism in Eukaryota, Viridiplantae, Streptophyta, Magnoliopsida, Rosales, Rosaceae. Gene Ontology annotation, molecular function: nucleic acid binding; RNA-DNA hybrid ribonuclease activity. The record is from RefSeq and is a predicted model, not a curated record.
AUGAGGUACCCGAAGACCGAGCUCUUAUGCCUUGCCUUUGUUUAUGCUGCACAGCGACUGCGACAUUACUUCCUUGCUCACAAGUUGCAGCUUAUAGUAAAGUCUGACCCCGUAAGGUAUUUUCUCACCAGACUAGUUUUGUCAGGAUGCCUCACACGUUGGUUGCUACAACUAUCCGAGUUUGAUAUCACGUGCAUAACUCCUAGAGCUAUCAAGGGACAAGCUGUGAUCAAUAUGUUGGCCCUAUUUCCUAAAGUAGAGGAGUCCACUCUCUCCAAAGAAUUUCUGGGAGAGCUGCUGGGAAUGGUUUCCAUUGCUACGGAGAAUGAACCACAGACCCUCUACUUUGAUGGUUCUUAUACAUUGAAUGGUGGAGGAGCAGGUGUGAUACUCAAUUAUCCGAAAGGGCAAGCCACGACCUUCUUGUUCAAGCUAAAUUUCCCAUGUAAGAAUAAUGUGGCGGAGUACGAAGCUUUUAUUAUGGGAUUGUCUAUGGCAAAGGAGAUGGGCGUAGAAAAGAUUAAGAUCAUUGGUGAUUCAAACUUAGUGCUAAGUCAAUUGCAAGGGAGCUUUGCUGUGAAAGAGGCAACCUUGGCCCUAUAUCGUACAACUUCCAAAAAGCUUAUUAGUUCUUUCAUGAAAAUUGUGCUGGAGCACAUUCCAGGGAUCACUAACAGAUAUGCUGAUGCUUUGGCUACAUUGGGGUCAAAGCUCUCAUUUGUCAAAGAGCAACCCAAUAUUACUGUAAUAAAGAAAGACAUGUCAUGA